AUGGUCUCCCCUGAACGGCUGAAGGAAGUAUGGGUCCCACUGUCGGACGAGUAUGCGUACAAGAAGCGCAAAUUGCGCGUCGCCACGAUCGGCGCUGGCUUCUCGGGGUUGAUCUUCGCGCACAAGAUCCAGCAUGAGCAGCCCGAGCUGCAGGAAUUUGUGGAUCAUGUCAUCUUCGAGGCCAACGACGAUGUCGGCGGCACGUGGAAGGCCAACACGUACCCGGGCGUGCAGUGCGACGUGCCGGCCCAUAUCUAUGCUUUCCCCUUUGAUCCGAAUCCCGACUGGUCAAAGUUCUAUGCCGAUGGGCCGGAGAUUCUGGAGUAUAUCCAGCGGACGGUCAAGAAGUGGAAUCUCAAUCGAGACAUUCAGUUCAAUACGCGCGUCGUUGCUCUCGAGUGGCUGGAAGAGGAGGGGAAGUGGAAGAUCCGUGUCCGGAAGGACGGACAGGAGGAAAGGGAUGAGUUCGCCGACGUCCUCGUCUCAGCUCAGGGCUUUCUCAGCCAAUGGAAAUGGCCAGAUAUACCCGGCAUUGAGACGUUCAAGGGCCACAAAGUCCACUCAGCAGCCUGGGAUCACUCCUUCGACUACUCGCACAAACGAAUUGGAAUCAUCGGAAACGGAUCGUCCGCUAUCCAGAUUUUGCCACAGAUGGCCAAGUUGCCGGGCACCCAGGUGGUGAGCUUUCAGAGGGGAGCCACCUGGAUCACUCAGAGUCUGGGCGAGGCGCUCGGUGUCGGUGGCGAGGUAGGGAGCAAGUUUAACCCUGGAUACACCAAGGCCGACAAAAGGCGGUUCCGAAAUCCUGCAAAACACAAGGCAUAUCGGAAGAUGCUGCAACAUGGCAUGAACAAAGGAUUCAGGCUGUUCCGCAAAGGUUCUGUCCAAAACGCCAAAUCCACCCAAGUCACAGUUGAGCGCAUGCGAGCAGCAUUGAACAACAACCCAGAACUCUGCGAGAAGCUCAUCCCCAACUGGACGCUCGGUUGCCGCCGCUUGACCCCUGGCGAAGGCUACCUAGAAUCCUUCCUAUUGCCAACGGUGUCAUUGGAGAAAUCGUCCAUCGCGCGCAUCACCGAGACGGGCAUCGAGACGGAAUCCGGCACGCACUACGACCUGGACGUGAUCGUGUGCGCCACGGGGUUCGACGUAUCGCACAUCCCGCACUACCCCGUGACGGGGCGCAACGGGAUGACGCUGGCGGAGAAGUGGAAAGACGAGCCCGAGAGCUACCUGAGCGUGGCGUGUCCGGAUUUCCCAAACUACUUCAUCUUCACGGGGCCUAAUGCCACCGUCGGCCACGGCACGCUCAUCACCAGCAUGACCUGGACGGCCGAGUACAUUGUCAAGUGGCUGCACAAGAUCGCUGGUGAGGACAUCCACUCAGCGGCACCCCGGCAGGACGCCACCGACGAGUUCGUCACCUACGGCGACGAGAUCCAGCAGACCCUCACCUGGACGGGCGGCUGCAAGAGCUGGUACAAGAAGAACCGCGUCGACGGCCGCGUCACCGCCACCUGGCCCGGCAGCGCCCUGCUCUACCGCGAGGUAAUACUGCGCGAAAUCCGCGGCGAGGACUGGGACGUGCGCUACCGCUCGCGGAACCGUUGGCGUGGCAUCCUGGGUAACGGCUUCACCAGGCUCGAGAUCGAUGCUGAGGAGAAGGAGCAGCAUGGCGAGUCGGUCGAUCUGGCCUUUUAUGUUGCUCGUUGA
This is a messenger RNA of Fonsecaea pedrosoi CBS 271.37, 1713 nucleotides long. RefSeq lists its product as uncharacterized. NCBI's taxonomy places the organism in Eukaryota, Fungi, Ascomycota, Eurotiomycetes, Chaetothyriales, Herpotrichiellaceae. Gene Ontology annotation, molecular function: NADP binding; N,N-dimethylaniline monooxygenase activity; flavin adenine dinucleotide binding. The record is from RefSeq and is a predicted model, not a curated record. Bases 1 to 1713 code for a protein of 570 amino acids. The transcript has 5 exons.